AUGAGGCUGGAGGAAAAGCUGGAACACAGUGAGAGCCUUGUUGGAAAAAGUCGGCCAUGUCUCCAUGACACACACCAGGCCAACGGAAAAGCAAUAGCAAAUGGGAAACCGAGAGCAAAUGGGAAAGCAGAGAUCCAUGAAAAGCAGGAGGUAAACGGCAAGGGCGACAGGCUCAGGAGAUGUCUCAACCUGUACACCUGGCAGGAGAUCCAGAGACACAAUCAGGAGGCCGACCAGUGGCUGGUGAUUGAUCGCAAGGUUUACAAUGUGACUGACUGGGCCGGCAAGCAUCCAGGUGGGCAUCGGGUCCUCAACCACUAUGCUGGGGAAGAUGCCACGGAUGCCUUCAGAGCCAUGCACCUGGAUCUGAGCAUUGUGCAGCGGUACCUUAAGCCACUGCUCAUUGGAGAACUUUCUCCAGAAGAACCCAGCCAGGAGAAAAACAAAAAUCCACAGCUGGUAGAAGAUUUCCGUGAAUUGCGCAAGACAUUAGAGGCCAUGAACAUGUUCAGUGCCAACCUAGGAUUCUUCUUUCUCCACCUUGCCCAGAUCUUGAUUUUGGAAGUCUUAGCAUGGCUAAUACUAUGUCAUUUUGGCAAUGGCUGGACUGUUACAAUACUCAUUUCCUUUAUUCUCACAGUUUCUCAGGCUCAAAGCUCAUUUUUACAACAUGACAUAGGACACCUUUCCAUGUUUAAGAAGUCUAAGUGGAACCACCUGAUGCACAAAUUUGUAAUGUGUCAUCUCAAGGGCCUGUCUGUUGGCUGGUGGAAUUAUCGACACUUCCAACAUCAUGUAAAACCAAAUAUCUACCCCAAGGAUCCAGACAUUGAUGUGGGACCCCUUUUCCUGCUUGGAGAUACUCAGCCUAUCAAGUAUGGCAAGAAGAAAAUAAAAUACAUUGAUUAUGAGAAGCAGCACCUGUACUUCUACAUGGUUGCACUUCCUCUACUUAUGCCCGUCUACUUCAAUUUCCAAUCCAUGCAAGUGAUGUACCUUCGAAAGUACUGGGCGGACAUUGCUUGGGUUAGCAGCUUUUACAUUCGAUAUUUCAUCACAUUUGGCCCUUUCUAUGGAAUUUUCGGAACGGUGUUGCUCAUAUAUUUGGUCAAGCUUAUUGAGAGCCCCUGGAUUGCCUAUGUUACCCAGAUGAGCCACAUACCAAUGAAAAUGAGCAGAGAAGAGAACCUCGACUGGCUCAGCACUCAGAUUGUGGCCACCUGUAAUAUUGAACAGUCCUUUUUCAAUGACUGGUUCACUGGACAUUUGAACUUCCAAAUUGAACACCAUCUCUUCCCCACAAUGCCACGCCAUAAUUACCACAAAGUGGCCCCACUGGUGAAGUCUCUGUGUGACAAGCAUGGACUGCAAUAUAUAAGUAAGCCCAUAUUGAAGGCAUUUGGAGAUAUUGUCAGGUCUUUGAAGAAGUCUGCUGCCCUCUGGAUGGAUGCUUACUAUGAAUGA
Messenger RNA from Psammomys obesus (fat sand rat), 1464 nucleotides. RefSeq names its product fatty acid desaturase 2-like protein FADS2B. The record is from RefSeq and is a predicted model, not a curated record. Bases 1 to 1464 code for a protein of 487 amino acids. Lineage: Eukaryota; Metazoa; Chordata; Mammalia; Rodentia; Muridae. Gene Ontology annotation, biological process: lipid metabolic process. Gene Ontology annotation, cellular component: membrane. Gene Ontology annotation, molecular function: oxidoreductase activity, acting on paired donors, with oxidation of a pair of donors resulting in the reduction of molecular oxygen to two molecules of water. The transcript is spliced from 12 exons.